AUGCUUCCUACCGACGUCUGGGACUACAUUGUCGUCGGCGGCGGCCUUGCCGGCUCCGUCGUCUCCAGCCGACUGCUGGCGCUGAACAACACGGCUAAGAUCCUCGUUAUUGAGGCCGGCCGAAGCGCUGCCGGACGCUCGGACAUCCUCUUCGUCAACUCCACCAACCUGGUCCAGGGCGAGUUUGACUGGAACUACUUUUCCACGCCGCAAGCCCAGCUCAACAACCGUGUCAUCCAGAGCGCUGCCGGCAAGGGUCUCGGUGGAGGCUCUCUGAUCAACACAUGCGGUUGGAUGCGUGGCGCCCGCGUCGACUACGAUGAGUGGGCUCAGCUGGUGAACGACUCUCGCUGGUGUUAUGACAGUCAGCUGCCGUACUUUAAGCGUUCUGAGGAGUACUGGACAGACGAUGUCAACCAGGACGAGCAUGGACACGAGGGGCCCCUCAAGAUCGAGGUCCCGACAACCACCGGCCGCCUCUAUCCCUUGCGGGAUGCCGUCUAUGAGUCGUACGAGUCUGUCGGCAUCAAGGCUCUGCCAGGGCUGGAUGCCAACGCUGGAGAGAACAUCGGUUUUGGUGAAAUCGCCGAGAACCGCCGAAACGGUGUUCGUCAGAUCGCCUCCGAGUACUACCCCUUGGACGGCGUGACCGUCUUGACAGACACUCUGGUUGAGAAGGUGCUUUUGGAGAGCGACGAAAGCUCCGUCACUGGUGGCUUGGUUGCGACCGGUGUCCGUCUGGCCGACGGCAAGGAGAUCCGUGGCAAGGAGAUCAUCGCCGCCGCUGGUGCCUACCGCACUCCACAACUGCUGAUGCUGUCCGGAAUCGGUCCCGCCGACGAGCUGAAGCAGCACGGCAUCGAGCAAAAGGUUGACUCUCCCCAGGUUGGUAAGAACCUUGCCGAUCAUCCCUUCUUCACGGCGAACUGGAGACUCUCUCCCGAGUACCGCAACUCGACCGUCGACUCGGGCAACCCUCUGUUCUUCCAGCAGCAGUACGGCCUCGGACAGCCAAACAACUUCGUCGCGUCCUUCAACGUUGAGGACAAGGACGGUCUCAUCGAUGCCAUUGCCAAGGAAGAGGGCAAGACGCCCGACACCACGCACCCCCUCCUCAAGAACGAGCGCACCCUCAUGGAGGGCUUCGUGCUGUACGUGAACACCGACCCCAGCCUGCCGUCCAACAGCACCUACUUGACGACCGCCAACGUCGGCCUGCACCCGACCUCCCGCGGCUCCGUGAAGCUCGGCUCCUCCAACCCUUACACGCCCCCCUUGAUCGACCCCAACUUCUUCGGCUCCGAGGUUGACCGCUUCGUGUGGCGCGACUCGAUCCGCCGCAUGACCCGGAUGAUGAUUGGCGGCGACACGCCCCUUAGCCAGGGCAUUGUCGAGGCCGAGGCCAGCCCGGCCAGCCUGAAGCCGUUCACGCUUGAGUCUACGGACGAGGAGAUUGAGGAACGCAUACGCGCCAGCGUCAUCGGAACAUACCACCCCAUGGGCACGUGUGCUAUGGGCAAGGUCGUCGACAGCGACCUGCGCGUCAAGGGUGUCAGCAACCUCCGCGUCGUGGACGCGUCUGUUUUUCCGACCCUCAUCACGGCUCAUAUCCAAGCGGCGGUCUACGCUCUGGCGGAACAGGCUGCUGAGAUCAUCGCAUCCGCAUAG
Molecule: messenger RNA, 1668 nt
Organism: Colletotrichum higginsianum IMI 349063
Lineage: Eukaryota; Fungi; Ascomycota; Sordariomycetes; Glomerellales; Glomerellaceae
Product: Glucose dehydrogenase
Exons: 3
Coding region: 1-1668 (555 amino acids)
Molecular function (GO): oxidoreductase activity, acting on CH-OH group of donors; flavin adenine dinucleotide binding
Source: RefSeq, a predicted model, not a curated record